GGUCACACUAAUGCGAUGUCCAGAGACGCCACCGAGUAAAUAAGUUGGAAUACCCAAAAACAGCCGAUUCCAUGGACGCGCCGGCGUCGUAUCCCGAUUUGGCGACCCUCUGCCGCCUGUGCCUCAAGGAGCACCAGGAUGCGUACGCGAUCUUCGAGGAGGACGACUCGCAGCUCUCGAUUCCCGUGCGUCUGAUGGCCUGCGUCGCUCUGGACGCCAAGGCGGCGGACAGCCUGCCCAAGCGGAUCUGCCAGGAGUGCCGCUACCAGCUGGAGAAGUCCUUCCUCUUCCGGCAGCGCUGCCAGGCAUCGGAAAAGAAGCUGCGCAAGCACAUCCGCCUCCUGGGCCUGGGCAAGCGGAGUCGCGUCUUCUCCAAGGAUCCCGAUGACUACGACGAGGACGAGCUGGAGUUCGAGGACUCCAUUGCGUUCAUCGAACGGCAGGACAAGGUGCGGAAGCUGCAGGACGAUAAGUGGCGCGAGGAGUUCAAGGAGGAGCAGGCGGCGGAGUUCAACAAGCGGCUGGUCAAGUCCCGCCUGGAACUGCGGGCCAAACUGACCACCGAGAUACGCAAGGGGCUGGCGGAGGAGGUGCGCAGCGAGGUGCGCGACGAGCUGGCCGAGGAGGUGCGCAGCCAGGUGCGGGAGGAGCUGCGCCACGAGGUCAGCGAGGACAUGCGCAAGGAGCAGCUGGCCAUGCUCUUGGGCGAACUGGAGGUGUAUCUGGCCGAGAAGAAGGCCGGUCAGUGGGAGCCCUUGGAAGGAUCUGAGGUAGAUUCAAAGGCGCAGGUGAAAGAGGAUUCCUCCCCGUCCAGGCUCAAGCUGAAGCUUCCACCCAAGCGGCGCCUAAGCUCAACCAGCAAGCCACAGGCGUCACAGCGCAUGAAAGAGGAAAAGAAUGAGGAAUUUAUACUUGAGUGCAAUUCAGAGCCUUUGGCUGCCAACGAAGUCAACAUCGACACACUCGAACUGGAGGAAGUGGUGCCCACGGAGGGCGGAAACGACUUCGGGGACAUGGUCGAUACGGUGCGCACUGAGGAUGGAGACAUUUACAUUAUCAACUCGAACAGUUCGGAGGAUCAGAAGCCCGGCUCCGCGCCCGAAUUCGACCAGGACGACGGCAUUACCUCCUACAACAUCAAGGAAGACGGCGAGAUUCAGUUCAGUGGCGAGAAGACGGAGGAAAUCGAAGAUGUCGUUGUGUUUAACCUGAAUGCAGAGAUUUCUGAAGAGCAACAGGUCUUUAAUUUUGACGAGAACGUCAUAAUUGUGGAAAAGGAGCCGAACAAAGGGGACGAGCAGUUGCCCGCGAAAUGCAAGAGAUCGAGUGACUUUGUGUUUAAGCAGGUCUCAGAUUGCCCUCAACCAAAGGCCGGCAGGGUAACGGACACGGUGAAAUCCUUUCAGUGUCAUCUGUGCCCGGUGGCCUUUGCCACGCAGAAACUGCUGACGCGCCACCACAAUACGCACAUCAAAGGCCUUAAAAGCGGCAAGGGCGGCACGCUCAAGUGUCCCAGCUGCUCGCUGCAGCUGUCCUGCGCCAGCUCCCUCAAGCGCCACAUGAUCAUCCACACUGGCUUGAAGCCCUACAAGUGCAGCGAGUGCGAUUCGUCCUUCUCGCAGCGCGAAGUGCUCAAGCGGCACAUGGACAUCCACACGGGAGCCAAGCGCCACCAGUGCCCCCAAUGCUCGAGCUGCUUCGCCCAGAAGUCCAAUCUGCAGCAGCACAUCGGCCGAGUGCACAUGGGCAACUCGAGGACACACAAAUGCCACCUCUGCCAGCGGAGCUUCAACCAUGUUUCGGGCCUGAGCCGCCACCUGGUCACGCACGCCGGCGUCAUGUUCUCCUGCAAACAGUGCGGCCGGCAGUUCAACGAUCGCAGUGCCGUCCAGCGUCAUGUUACGACUAUGCACAAGGUCAAGAGCAAGUCCGCGGACUACAUAUCUGAGCCCGAGAUCAGUGAAACCGAGUUCCAGGCUGUGUAGAGCCAGGGUAGAAUAGUCACUGACGUUGUGGGAAACCAAGACAAUUGCUUCACCUAAAAACAUCCACCUUGCUCUGAAUAUUUUACAACUUUAUUCGCGAACGUAAAGUGCUCACAACAGUUGGCACCAAAUAUCAUCAACGUGAUAGUGUUAAAACAUUUAGAAAACAUGCAGCGUUAAACAGUUAGCUAACAAAUACAAAUCGGAACAUUUGGAACAGCUCCGUAACAGGAUACCAAUAUAGCUAGACGUACAUUUUACAAUAUCGUUUAAUAAAUAGCACAUAAGACGAUGUACAAUAUGAUAGGCAAAUACACGUAUUUUUAAUAAA
This is a messenger RNA of Drosophila elegans, 2316 nucleotides long. Its product is annotated as zinc finger and BTB domain-containing protein 17. Bases 72 to 1985 code for a protein of 637 amino acids. Gene Ontology annotation, cellular component: nucleus. The transcript has 3 exons. NCBI's taxonomy places the organism in Eukaryota, Metazoa, Arthropoda, Insecta, Diptera, Drosophilidae. Gene Ontology annotation, molecular function: zinc ion binding. The record is from RefSeq and is a predicted model, not a curated record.